AUGGUUCCUAACCUCUUCAGAUUCUCCUGUCUCUUCAUGACCAUGAUCAUUGUCUCCAUCUUAAGCAACAUUCCUAUGCUUCAGUGUCAAGAAAAUGAGCAAUAUGCUACCUGUGGCAACUCAUUUCAGUGCGGAAACAUUCGAAACAUCGGCUAUCCUUUCUCGGGGCAGAACCGGCCAUCGUACUGUGGCCACCCAGGUUUCCAGCUAAAUUGCCAAGGUUCCGCCCUGUUCAUCACAAUUCAGUCAAUGGAUUACCGAGUCCUGGCAAUCGAUAACCGAACACAGACUCUCACAGUUGCAAGAAACGAUAUGUCCAACAUGACCAACAACACAAACUCAACCUUGGUGACAUGCGAUGACAGCCUCUUUGUUCCGGUUAAUCAAACCUCGGCUCAGGCUUUAGCGAACAAUUUGGCUUCCAUUAAUGAUCUAAGAGCAGCUCUUGAAGGUGGUUUUCAAUUGCACUGGGCUGCAAAUGAUACGUACUGUAACCAAUGCAUCAAACCGGGUGGGCGAUGCCGCUCCAAUUCCACUUCAAUUCCGCAACCUUUGCUUCCAACUGCGCUGAUCGACCUUAUCGGCUUAUCCACUCGAAUGUGUACAUAA
Messenger RNA from Ilex paraguariensis (yerba mate), 609 nucleotides. NCBI's taxonomy places the organism in Eukaryota, Viridiplantae, Streptophyta, Magnoliopsida, Aquifoliales, Aquifoliaceae. The record is from the annotation of a GenBank genome assembly.